Messenger RNA from Athene cunicularia (burrowing owl), 3269 nucleotides. RefSeq names its product Wnt family member 5B (gene WNT5B). Gene Ontology annotation, biological process: neuron differentiation; multicellular organism development; canonical Wnt signaling pathway. Bases 15 to 1004 code for a protein of 329 amino acids. NCBI's taxonomy places the organism in Eukaryota, Metazoa, Chordata, Aves, Strigiformes, Strigidae. The record is from RefSeq and is a predicted model, not a curated record. Gene Ontology annotation, molecular function: cytokine activity; frizzled binding. Gene Ontology annotation, cellular component: extracellular region. The transcript has 3 exons.
GUAGGUCCUUGGCCAUGAAUCCCAUCCAGAGGCCUGAGAUGUACAUCAUCGGCGCCCAGCCGGUGUGCAGCCAGCUGCCGGGGCUCUCCCCCGGGCAGCGCAAGCUCUGCCAGCUCUACCAGGAGCACAUGGUGUUCAUCGGGGAAGGGGCCCGCAGUGCCAUCAAGGAGUGCCAGUACCAGUUUCGGCAGCGGCGGUGGAACUGCAGCACGGUGGACAACACCUCCGUCUUUGGGCGGGUCAUGAAAAUAGGGAGCCGAGAGACUGCUUUCACCUAUGCUGUCAGUGCUGCCGGGGUGGUGAAUGCAAUCAGCCGGGCUUGCCGUGAAGGAGAGCUCUCCAGCUGUGGCUGCAGCCGGACGGCCCGGCCCAAGGACUUGCCCCGAGACUGGCUGUGGGGUGGCUGCGGGGAUAACGUGGAGUAUGGAUAUCGUUUUGCCAAGGAGUUUGUGGAUGCCAAGGAGAGGGAGAAGAACUAUGUGAGAGGUUCAGAGGAGCAGGCUCGCAUGCUGAUGAACUUGCAGAACAAUGAGGCUGGUCGCAGGGCCGUGUACAAGCUGGCAGACGUGGCCUGCAAGUGUCAUGGUGUGUCAGGCUCCUGCAGCCUCAAGACCUGCUGGCUGCAGCUGGCUGACUUCCGCAAGGUGGGCGACCUGCUGAAGGAGAAGUACGACAGCGCUGCUGCUAUGAGGAUCAGUCGCAAGGGCAAGCUGGAGCUGGUGAACAACCGUUUCAACAUGCCGACACAAGAGGACCUAGUUUACGUCGACCCCAGCCCGGACUAUUGCCUGCGCAAUGAGACCACGGGCUCUCUGGGCACCCAGGGCCGACUGUGCAACAAGACCUCAGAGGGCAUGGAUGGGUGUGAGCUGAUGUGCUGCGGACGGGGUUAUGACCAGUUCAAGAGUGUCCAGGUGGAGCGUUGCCACUGCAAGUUCCAUUGGUGCUGUUACGUCAAGUGUAAAAAGUGCACAGAGAUCGUUGACCAGUACGUCUGUAAAUGAAAGGAGCCACCAAAGCAACAAAUCUAUAUUAUAUAAAUCUAUAUAAAUAUAUUUUAUAUUUGUAUAAAUAAACAGAUGAUGAUAAUAAUUAAAGAAGCUUAUUUAAGAGACAUUUUGGUUUUGAAAUUUCCCCCAUCAGGCCAGCUGGUUUGCCAUUCCUUCAGUUCUGCUGGGGAGUUUGUCUUUGGGUUCAUCUCCCCUUGGAUGUUUCAGUCAAGUUGAAGAGGCUGAGGAGGUGCUGACAAAAUGAACUCCCCCCGCACACAAGCACAUACUAUUUCAUUACAGAAACAAGGCCAAUGAGAAGGACAAGAGUGGGUUCCUUCUACUCUCUCAUCGGUAAAUCUCAGCAUUUUGCACAGUUAUUGCACAUCUGAAAUUACUGCCAGAUGUGGGCAAGUCCUGGUUACCUGAGUUUCAAAUCCUGCCACCCCACUAAACCCACUGGGGAAUCUGGAAUCAAUUCUUGGUCCCUCUAAAGGGCUUUGUCACAUUAAGAGAGAAAGUUAGCCAAGGCUCCUCUACAAGAAUACGGCUUAAAAUCCAGAGUCCUGUAAACUAUUCCUGGAUGCUGCACAGACCACAGUGUGGUGGAGGAAGGUUUACAACCUGCUGUUGUGAGGAAGGAAGGUGUGACCUGUGGCUGACCAGCACACAGCCUGGGAGUCCCCAUGAAGCCAGCGCCUAGCUCUUCUGUACUGCCUGGGCAAAGGGGAAAUCUGUCCAGCUCGGACUACAGGGCUAUGUGCAUGAAGGUGAUUGUUUUUCUUUUGCUCUUAAUCCCAUGAUGAAAUUUAGUUUGUCAGUAUAGAGGAGAAGCUGCCGGUGCCUAGGGAUGUUUGCAAAAGCAAUAUACUUCAUAGGCAAUAUACUACAUAUUUUAUCAGUAGAAAGAAGCAUUGCAUGCACACAUGUGCACCUGACUGCAUAAGCACUCCUCGUACCGCUGCUGGUUUUCCUCUUUGAAGUGGAUGCAGGUGGUCACCUUGUUCAGCUCUAUUAAAUCCUCCUCACCACCAUCCCAGAUGUAUAGUUUCUCUUUGACAUUAAACACCCCUCAAUGACAUUUCUUCCCCUCUGUUGAUUGUGUAUAUGUGUGUCUUUGUUUUAUUCUUUUGGUGGGGUGUCUUAUUUUGCUGCUCAGUAUUUCAGAGUCUAGGGACCAUGCUCUUCCCCAGCAUAAACUAACCACAGAUACAUAAGCUCACAGAAUGUGGGCGUAUAUUCACCAAUGGAAGUAUUUUCUGUGUUUUUCAUUGGUAAUAAAAGAGUAUAAUAAAAUUGUACUAGGGCAGAAGGCAUUACCAAAGUCUGCUAAUCAGUCUUACCACACUGGGAUUUUAGUAGAAUCCAAUUCAUAAAGCAGAGAACAAAUGCUGCUCCUAGCACAAGACAUUUCCUGUGCCGCAGCAUCUGCAGAGUUCAUUUGCAGUCAGAACAAUCAAGAGAAGCAGUCCCCAAAAUACAAGGGUUUGCUAAUAUACAUCCCCUUUGUUACUGACAUUCCCAGGGUGUUGUUUGGGUUUUUCUACUGUAAAUUUUAAAAUGUGCAAAAUAUGACAAUAAGCAAAAAGCCAGUCAUGAAGAUUAUUAUUUUUAUAUUAAACCUCUGUUUCUUAUAAAGCAUUGCAGCUCUACAGAUUCCACCAUUUCAACCACCGGAGAAGAAUUUAUAUGUACCUUUCAUACUUCAAAUAUUUGAGGACUCCAGAAAAGCACAAGCAAGAAAAAUUAUGUUUAAUAAUUAGGAGCUGUUGUUUUUUUAAACCAGUGUGUCCAGUUUUUAUUUUAUUUUUUUUAAUCCAACAGGCAAUAUAUUUGCUGGCAUCCCAGAAUGCAGUUUCUUGGAAUAUAAACAGUGGCCUAGAUUUAUUUUAUUAUAUAAAAUCCAAAGCCAGUGGUAUUGUAAUUCAAAGUAAAGGAAAUAGUUUUCCAUGCAUGGAAAAAAUGUGAGUGCAGUGGCCUGAUCCAACUCCCAUUAAACUUCAGUGGGAGCUGGACUGAGCCCAAGAUUAGAUCAAAUGUGUGAGCUAUUCACUCCUGGGAUACUAUAUGUUUCUAGCCCAGUAAUAAAACUUACUCUACCUUGGAUACAUCUAAAAAAGACCUUUCCUCCCACCACCCUCACCUCAUGUUCUUGUCCAUCCUUAUUGCAUCAGUACUUAAAUGUGUCAGCUAUUUGUAUAUGACACCCUCAGGCACUGUUAAUAUGUCUAAUAAUUCAAAAUUAUUUCAUUUGGCCUUUCCAAUAAAGACCACACAUUU